Molecule: messenger RNA, 2540 nt
Organism: Heterocephalus glaber (naked mole-rat)
Lineage: Eukaryota; Metazoa; Chordata; Mammalia; Rodentia; Bathyergidae
Gene: Grk5
Product: G protein-coupled receptor kinase 5
Biological process (GO): signal transduction; protein phosphorylation; regulation of signal transduction
Cellular component (GO): cytoplasm
Molecular function (GO): G protein-coupled receptor kinase activity; ATP binding
Source: RefSeq, a predicted model, not a curated record
GGGGGACACAGAGGGAGGAAGAAGCGGCGGCUGCGGCUCCUCUGUGCAGAGGGGGAAAACUCGAGGGCUCGGAGCAGGAAUAAUGCGGUAGGCGAGGCGGGCUGCUAGCUCCCGGCUCCGGCAGCAGCGGCGGCGGCCCGAGCAGCGGCAGCACCCAGGCGCUGACAGCCCCGCCGGCCGGCUCCCUCGCUGACCGCCGACUGUCAAUGGAGCUGGAAAACAUCGUGGCCAACACGGUCUUGCUGAAAGCCAGGGAAGGGGGCGGAGGCAAGCGCAAAGGGAAAAGCAAGAAGUGGAAGGAAAUCCUGAAGUUCCCUCACAUCAGCCAGUGUGAAGACCUCCGGAGGACUAUAGACAGAGAUUACUGCAGUUUAUGUGACAAGCAGCCAAUUGGGAGGCUACUUUUCCGACAGUUCUGCGAAACCAGGCCUGGGCUGGAGUGCUACAUUCAGUUCCUGGACUCAGUGGCAGAAUAUGAAGUUACCCGAGAUGAAAAACUGAGAGAGAAAGGGAAGGAAAUUUUGACCAAGUACCUCGCCCCAAAGUCCCCAAUUUUCAUUGCUCAAGUCAGCCGAGACCUGGUGUCCCAGACAGAGGCGAAGCUCCUGCAGCGACCCUGUAAAGAGCUGUUUUCUGCUUGUGUGCAGUCUGUCCAUGACUACCUGAGGGGAGAGCCGUUCCACGAAUACCUGCACAGCAUGUAUUUUGACCGCUUUCUCCAAUGGAAGUGGUUGGAGAGGCAACCCGUGACCAAAAAUACAUUCAGGCAGUACCGAGUGCUGGGGAAAGGGGGCUUCGGGGAGGUCUGUGCCUGCCAGGUUCGGGCCACAGGCAAAAUGUAUGCCUGCAAGCGCCUGGAGAAGAAGAGGAUCAAAAAGAGGAAAGGGGAGUCCAUGGCGCUCAACGAGAAGCAGAUUCUUGAGAAGGUCAACAGCCAGUUUGUGGUCAACCUGGCCUAUGCCUAUGAGACCAAGGAUGCGCUGUGCCUCGUCCUCACCAUCAUGAACGGGGGCGACCUGAAGUUCCACAUCUACAACAUGGGGAACCCAGGCUUCGAGGAGGAGCGAGCCUUGUUUUACGCCGCCGAGAUCCUCUGCGGCUUGGAGGACCUGCACCGAGAGAACACUGUCUACAGAGACCUGAAACCUGAAAACAUCCUGCUAGACGAUUACGGCCACAUCAGGAUCUCGGACCUGGGGCUGGCCGUGAAGAUUCCUGAGGGAGACCUGAUCCGAGGCCGGGUGGGCACCGUGGGCUACAUGGCUCCAGAGGUCCUGAACAACCAACGAUACGGCCUGAGCCCCGACUACUGGGGCCUGGGCUGCCUCAUCUACGAGAUGAUCGAGGGCCAGUCACCGUUCCGCGGCCGCAAGGAGAAGGUGAAGCGGGAGGAGGUGGACCGUCGGGUCCUGGAGACCGAGGAGGUGUACUCCCACAAGUUCUCCGAGGAGGCCAAGUCCAUCUGCAGGAUGCUGCUCACCAAGGACGCAAAGCAGAGGCUUGGCUGCCAGGUGGAGGGUGCAGCCGGGGUCAAAAGGCACCCCUUCUUCAGGAGCAUGAACUUCAAGCGCUUGGAGGCCGGCAUGUUGGAGCCUCCCUUCGUUCCUGAUCCUCGGGCCGUGUAUUGUAAGGACGUGCUGGACAUUGAGCAGUUCUCCACCGUGAAGGGCGUCAACCUGGACCACACGGAUGACGACUUCUACUCCAAGUUCUCCACUGGCUCCGUGCCCAUCCCAUGGCAGAACGAGAUGAUAGAGACAGAAUGCUUUAAGGAGCUGAACGUGUUUGGGCCUGAUGGCAGCCUCUCAUCGGACCUGAACAGAAGUCAGCCUCCUGAACCACCGAAGAAAGGGCUGCUCCAGAGGCUCUUCCGGCGUCAGCAUCAGAACAAUUCCAAGAGUUCACCGAGUCACAACCACCACAUAAAUUCAAACCACGUCAGCUCAAACUCCACUGGAAGCAGCUAGUUUCAGCUCUGGCCUUGACAUCCACUGCGAAACCAGCCCAGACCUUUUAUUAGGAAAGCAGAACUGUGGCCAGCGGUGCUUCCGCUCUGGCCAGGAGGCCAGCAGCACCCCUGGGAGCUGGGGAAGGAGACCGCUGACCCCCUCUACGAGCCUUGAGGUUUCACAAAGAAAUUUCCACUCAGGUCUGUUUUCCAAGGUGGCCCCACACCGGGGUGGAUUGGAUUUGCCCUCGAUGAACAUUGCAAUAGAAACCCCGUGAGAUACGACAACUUGCACGUAUUUUAAUAGCGUCCUAACUAGAACUGAAUUUUGUCUUUCUUAUUUUUAAAGAAAAGUUUUGUAAAUUUCUCUAUUGUCUCAGUUUACAUUUUGUAUAUUUGUAUUUAAAUGAAAGUCAGACUUUGAGGGUGUAUAUUUUCUGUGCAGCCACUGUUAAGCCAUGUGUUUUAAAGACAUUUUAGGAGGAAGGGAUUUACAAAAAAAAAAAAAAAAAUGUGACUCCAGACUUCCAGAGCCUCAAAUGAGAAAAUGUUUUUAUUAAAUGUAGAACAUCUUUCACCUUUCACCUUUAAA